GACGGCUUGACCUUCAGAAGCCCAAUAACCUUGGUCAAUGGACGAUGUCACUGGGUCGUUGCCUUGAGUCGGUUAAUGGAUCUAUACAACUAGCCCUGGAGUUUUUUCUGUUAUCUUUACUGAUCAACUCUUGGAACAGUUAACUUUUGGCUGCCAAACUUUAUUUUUGAGAAAAACAUUAACCUAAAUAUUUGAUCCAUAAAACUUCUCAAUGUCCAUCAAGGAAGGUUAUCUGAAAAAGUGGUCCGAUCGUAAAAAUUGGCACAAUGUAUACUGUAAGCUGUUAAAUAAUGGUUGGUUUCAAUGGUUUGAUGAUGCAUCUUCCACCUCACCCAAACGGAGUGUUGAAAUUAGACGUGUAGCAUCGUUUCUAGCGUUUGGAGAACCUUUUCACCGUGUUCCAUGCAACCCGACCUCAUUAACAGCUUCAGAAAUUCCUUUGGCUUUUGGUGUUCUCUAUGGACCUCAUAUGGGGACUCAAAUGGCUUGGUUUGCCUGUCCGGAUCAAGCAACAUUGAGCUCAUGGACAAAUGCGUUAACUUCAUUGUUUCAGCAAACUUCAACUCUUCCAUCUGCCCCUCCACCAUAUCAACCUUCACCGGCACCAGCUCUACCUACAGGAUCAAUCGGUUUUGGAAUGCCUGAUCCAUCUGCUUAUGGUGGAAAUCCUGGCGGUUAUGGGCCUCCUCCCCCGAUUAGUCAACCUAAUUAUGGAUACCCAACUAAUAAUUAUGUCCCACCAACAGUACCACCAGCACCAGGUGCUUAUGUGCCUGGGACAAGUUCUUAUAGUGGUAAUCAACCACGUCCACAAGAUCCACAAAGUCAAUAUUUUGUCGGGCAAAAUGGUCAACCAUAUCAAGUGGUCUAUAUAGAUGGUAAACCGAAAAAGAAGAAAUGUAAAGGAUUAAAAAAUGCAGCAGUUGGUCUCGCUUCAGGAGUAGCUGGUGGUUAUUUGGCAAGUCGUCUAUUUGGUGGUUGGGGUGGUGGAUUUAUGGGUCCAAGAUGUGGCAGUUGGAGUUCAUUAUCUAGUCUCAGUUGGUCUGAUUAAAUUUAUCUCUAUAUUACUGCGCCUCUCACCUUCUAUAUAUAUUUGAUGAUGAUGAAGUUUUAUCGCUCUUUACCUGUAAUAUCGACAACCAUGAAUUCAAUUCAUUCAUGCAUAAUUCUAUUGGAACAUAGAUGUGAUGAAAACCUACUUUCAUUAUGUAUGUAUAUUUAAAAAGGAUACAAAAUUUCUUGUAUACUUGUUUAUUUUAUUUAUAUGAUCAUUCAUCCACUCACUUUAAUCGUCAUAACCUUUCCCCACCCCACCAUCACCACCACCUCCCCAUAUAGCAUCAUUUUAUUCUCACUUGCAUGUAUUGGGCGAUUGAUUUCUAUGUUUAAUUGAAAGAUUAUACUUUUAAUAGAUCCUGUUAGUAACUAGAUUAUUAUUAUUAUUAUCACUAUGAAUAAUGGUAUAUUCAUUCAAGAUUUCAUUUCAUCUUAGUAAGUUACAUCAUUUAUGUUUGUAUAUUUUAUUAAAAUACUUUUGUUUGUUUUUGUUUCUUAUUUGUCAUUCAAUUUAAUGUUGUUUCCAAGUUGUUUAUGUUUGUUUGUUUAUUUUGAUUUUCUUUAUUCAUUGAUACAAUGUUAAUGUGUUAUACGUUAAAUAUAAUUAAAAAAAUGAAUAAAUUGUAAUGUCAUUUUA
Molecule: messenger RNA, 1693 nt
Organism: Schistosoma margrebowiei
Lineage: Eukaryota; Metazoa; Platyhelminthes; Trematoda; Strigeidida; Schistosomatidae
Source: the annotation of a GenBank genome assembly